GGAAGCGGAAGUCAAGAUGAAGCCCCGACGCGCUCGAGCUCGCGCUCGCCCCAGGCUGGUUCCGCUUCCGGGUGGGUCGCCGGGUGGCAUGGCGGCGCGCAGCGAUCUGCUGGGCUGGGUGCAGCCCGGGGCGUGCUUGCCCGUGGAGCAGCAUGCUUGCCAGCUGCUGCAGCAGCUCAAGGCCAUGCUGGACGAGAGGCUGCUCACCGACGUGCUGCUCCUCGUAGAGUGUGGCGGCUCCUUCCCCUGCCACCGCAACGUCCUCGCCGCCGUCAGCCCCUACUUCCGGUCGAUGUUCACCAAUGGGCUGACGGAGAGCUCUCAGCGCGAGGUCUCCAUCCUCGGCGUGGAGGUGGAGGCCAUGCAGCUGGUGCUGGACUUUGCGUACACGUCGCGUGCCAACCUCACCGAGUCCAACGUGCAGGGAGCCUUCGCGGCCGCCAACCUCUUCCAGAUCCCGGGGCUGCUCUCGCUCACCGCGGCGUUCAUGGCGUCGCGUCUCGACGCGCAGAACGUCGUGGGGGUGUUCGCGUUCGCCGACGCGCACCAUCACGCCGAGCUGCGCGCCGCCGCCUGCGGCUUCAUCCGCCGCUGGUACCCGGCGGUGGCGCGCGAGCGCGAGUUCGGCGGCUUGAGCCGCGCCCAGCUCGAGGAGCUGCUGUUGAGCGACGACCUCAACGUGGAGCGCGAGGAGCAGGUGUACGAGAGCGUCGUGGCGUGGGCCGGGCGCGACCCCGGCCGCCUGUCCGAGCUGCCCGGCGUGUUCGCGCGCUGCCUGCGCCUCUCGCUCAUGGACGCCGAGUACGUGCGCGCGCUGCCCGCGGCGCUGUCCCGCGCGCUGUGUCCGGACGGCGCCGCCGCUUCCGCGGACGCCAACGCCGAGGCCCAGGCAAGCCGGCCGCGGCUCGGCAUGACCGCCACGGAGAUGGUGAUCUGCUUCGAGGCGGCGCACAAGCAUUCCGCGCGCAAGCGCAUGGUGAUCUGCCUCGACCCGGUGACGCACGACGUCUACCGCCUGAGCCGGCUGCCGGGCGACCUGCGCGAGGCCGGCCUCCUCGUCACGCCCGACAACGACCUGCUGGUGGCCGGCGGCUAUCGGCCGGGCUCCAACGAGGCGGCCGUGGACCACCGCGCCGAGGCGGAGUGCUGGCGCUACGAGCACUCGAGCGACCAGUGGCGCGUCUGCGGCACGCUGGUGCGUGCGCGCAUUCGCUGCCAGCUGGCGCACUGCCGGGGGGCCACGUACGCCGUGGGGGGCCACGUGUACGAGGGCGACGGCCGCAACGCGCUCAAGUCCGUCGAGCGCUACUCGGAACGCGACGAGGUGUGGACCUCGGUGAGCCCCAUGCCGGUCGCCAUGGAGUACCACAGCGUGGCCGCAGCACUGGGCAGGAUCUACGUGUUACAGGGCGACGUGUUCCUGGCCUACCAGGCGGAGCACGACCACUGGGAGUACCUGACGCCCAUGACGGUCCCGCGGCUGCAGAGCCACGCGCUCGUGUGCGGCGACUGGCUCUACUGCGUGGGCGGCGCCCUCUCCUCGGCCGCGGCCGCCGCGGCGGCAGCGGCCGCGGCGUCCGGCGGCGGCAGCGACGGCGGCGACGACGCGGGGGGGCCUUGCGAGGGCAGCCGCCGGCGCACGCUGACGGUGGAACGCUACUCGCUGCGCAACAACGUGUGGGAGCGGCGCUCGGAGCUGCCCCUGGACCCCGGCGCGAGCCCCUACGCACGCCCCGUGGCGCUGGGCGGGCGCCUCCACAUGUUCGUGCGGCAGACGCAGGUGCUGCUGGAGGAGCUGGUGUUCAGCAUGUGCCGCCGGUACUCGCUGUUCGCCAACGAGGACGAGACCGACACGUGGCGCGAGGUGUACACGGCGCCCGAAAGACUCUGGGACCUGGGCCGCCACUUUGAGUGCGUCGCCGCCAAGAUGUACCCGCAGUGCCUGCACAAGAUGCUGUGAUUGGGGGGGGGGGGGGGGGGGGGGCUUGAGGAUGAGGUGAGGGCACAGCGGGAGGUCCCAGAAUGCGUAGGAACUUUACACCAAAAACUGCCGAGUUUUAUUUUAUUUAAAUGUCAACACGCCGUCAUUUUGCCGAAGUGCAGCAGUCGAACGUCGCCGAUCAAUCUCUCCGAUUUCCUGGACACAAGACACCGUCUCCAUUGCGAGGCCGAGAUUAGUUUUUCCUCCUCACGAAGACCUCCAACUUGGUGUUCGGCCGGAUGGUCACGCGCAGCCUGGGUGGGUGUAGCUACCACGCGUGUUUUAUGUGACGGAUCUUGUCUUUACGGAAGGUGCAAUCGGGAACCAGUGCUCGUGCUGCCUCCACUGUGUUGCCACCGCUCUCAAGCUCGUGGGUUCAGUUUGACGGGACUGCCAGAACCACUUUCUGCCAUUUACGCAGUUCCUGAACGCCCACUUUUUCAUGAAUACCACUCGGACGUUUUGCGAAUGCAAGUUGAAAUGCGCCUCUAUGAUACUGAUGGUCGUAGCGGCGCCGACAAAAUUCUGUGUCCCUCGUGCGUGUGUGCUGUGCGCGACAGUGCUGGGCGUACAACUCUGCACUGCUGCUGCUGUAUUUCUCGUCUCUCGAAAGGGGAGGGCCCCGCCGCCCCCCAGGGCUGGGAUUGUUACCGGUGCUGCGUUCUGCACAAAUGUGAACCCUUGGAGGCUCGCUUGGGGAAAACGCGUAUUUUUGUAAACGUGAUCUGCUGCUCGGAGGCCGCUUAAUUAAUUGCCCCCCACCUUUAGUCGUUUGCCCCUUACAGGUUGGGCUUUGUCGUCCAUGCCCCCCUGGUUUAAACUUCUUUUUAAUGAUGCUUUCUCUCCACGGCCAUUCUGUGAACACCGUCGGGGCUCUUGAGACUCGUCUAAACUGGGCAUUCGCUUUUAGUUUUUAUUCUCGUGCGGCCACGCCCCGCAAGCUCCUGGACGAGGCGACGGCGUUCCGGAGACGCUCGCGGGCGCCGCCUACGCCGAGGCGCUGGCUCGGCUAUCGGUUAUCGGUGGCGCGUGUACCACGGCCCACGUGCACCACGGCCCACGUGCACCACGGCCCACGUGCGACCUCCAUAUCGCUGGCAUUGCAGGAUUACUGGGAUAUCGCCAACUGUUCAAGGACCACACGGAUCUCGCUAAAUGCUACACGUCCCGCACCAGCAAAGUUUUCACCUUGUCGGUGUCACCAAGACGUCGCUUCAAGCGCCUUGGCGGCACCACGACAUCGCCUUCGCCCGAGGAUUUGCUACGUGACGGCUCGACCGCCAAACUCUGGGAACGCGACGCUACUGCUUGAUGCCUUCACUGUUCACUGCAUAACUUGAAACUACAAGAGGCUGCUGAUGUGUUUUAUAUCGGGCAUCCUCUGGGAUAAAUGUUAAUUUGCCCGUGUUGCUGGUGUUGUAGAAGGGUGUGUGUGCGCAUGAGUGAAGUGUGCGGUGGGAGGAGGUGACAGUGCAGUUAGACCUCGUUCGGUGACUACGGAGCACAGCUCCCAUGUCCUGGUGUUCGGGGAUGAAGGCCAUAGCAGAAAUUGUUCCCCGUGUCUAAAACCGUGAGGUGGAGGGCUUUGAUGUCCACGUUCAUUGUGGCCAAUUGUGUUGAUGCCACCACAACCCGCGCCAGCGCUUCGGCCAUCUCGCUCGGCUCGGCUAUUGCAGCCCCCCCCCCCCCCCCCCCCCCCCCCCCCCCCAGCGCCCCACUCGGGUCUCCCAGCGUCUGCCUUUGGCUUCUUCCCUUUGGGCUCCCACCACUGGGCCACCUCUCUGGUACCUGUCUGUCUCUCUAACUGGUCUCCCGCCGCGUGCUGCACGAGAAUAGAACCACCAACUCGUCCGGCCUCGUUUACAAACCCAAGGGUCGUCUUUUGAAAUCUGUGAAUGAAAUUUGUAACGGUGCGGUUGUGCCACACUUGCAGGCGUGCGUAAAAGAUGUGGCAAACAUUUUUAACGUUUCCCCUCCACCCAACAAAAUACUUGUCGCAUGCGAGCGCUCAAGGCGGAGGUGUGGAUGGUUGGUGGCCGUGUCCGCGUGUCUGCUGCUGCUGCUUCCCUCUCUCUCUCUGACUCGGUACUCUGGUUUUCUUGGGAAGAGUCGUCGAGUCGUGCAGAUGGGACACCUCUCCUCAUGCAACAAAACAAGUGUCUGGGUUUUACAAUGUUUGUGUCGCCUUUUAUGACUUUGAGAAUUGCAAAUAAAGUUUCAAAAGUU
Molecule: messenger RNA, 4207 nt
Organism: Lethenteron reissneri (Far Eastern brook lamprey)
Lineage: Eukaryota; Metazoa; Chordata; Hyperoartia; Petromyzontiformes; Petromyzontidae
Gene: KBTBD8
Product: kelch repeat and BTB domain containing 8
Molecular function (GO): protein binding
Source: RefSeq, a predicted model, not a curated record